This is a messenger RNA of Nezara viridula (southern green stink bug), 1881 nucleotides long. Lineage: Eukaryota; Metazoa; Arthropoda; Insecta; Hemiptera; Pentatomidae. The record is from the annotation of a GenBank genome assembly.
AUUCUUCGGUAUGUACAGAAAAGGUCCUCUCUCCUUCGAUGGUUCACCUAAACAAAGAUUUUGGAAUAAAAACAAUAAAAAAACAUCCGAAGACAAUUAGUGUUUGACCGAAAGGAAUAUAAUAAAUAUACUAAGAAGAUGGUAAUUGCUAUUCUCUUUACCAAACUAAGAAGCAAAAUAAGUUCACUUGAAAAAGGUGAACCAUUGCUCUAUUAUAAAUGCCAGUGGGAAAAUAAAACAGAUGAUGUGAGCAUUGGCUACUUGAUCUACAAGUGGUUUCAUUUCAUUAUAAUAGUCUCUGCUAUUCUUUUAUCAUUGCUCAACAAUGAAGAAGGGCAUCCUGCAAGAUGGCCAAUUUACCUUACAAACUGGGCUCUAAUUCUUUAUUUUGUUCAAGCACUUCUCGGCACCUUUAUUGUGACCAAUGCAUAUUACUGUAUUCGGAAAGGAAAAUCAUUGGAACUAUCUGGGAAAUUCAUGCAAAUUUAUGGAGCAUUACAGUCCACAGCCAUUGUAACUGCAUUCGGUGUAACAUUUGUGUAUUGGUAUUUCGUUCAUAACCCUGAAAUCCAUAAAAUGAAUGUAGUUAAUAUAUCCUCUCAUAUUUGUAAUUCAAUCAUAAUGCUGAUCGAUCUGAUUAUGGUUGCUCAUCCUGUAAAGCUGGUUGACAUUGUUUUUCCAUUGUUUUAUUCAUUAUUAUACACUGGAUUUAACAUUAUAUAUUUCCUGUGUGGUGGAACUGACAGGAAAGGAAAUCCUUAUGUUUACAAGGUUCUGGAUUGGAGGAGACCAGUCCAUGCAAUUUCAUUUGUUCAUGGAGGAUUAUUGCUUCUCAUAUUCAUAUUUUUUGUGGUAUGGCUUGUAUCUCUGCUAAGGAGAUCAAUAAGCAAUCGAUUCGAAGCCACCCAUGACUUGGUUCCACAACAAGAACCACCUUUCGAGCUCUCUAUCGCUUAACCUAAUUAUUUAUUUUGAGGAAAUUAUAUCAUGAUUUUGGACUUGAUUUAUUGUUUUCAAUCUCUGAUUUAAAUAAUUCUUUAAACAGAAUUAUUUUAUGUCCAGAAUGGAAAAAAAAGGAUACCAUUUAGCAAUGUUCGUGUCAAAAGUUAAAUGGAAAUUAUAUAUAAAUAUGGCAUUGUGACAUCUAUGUCAUCAAAAUUACCAAAUUAGAAUAUAAUCUUGUGACUUGUAAGUAUAUUUAAAAAAAUAUAUUUGAAGAACUUUCAUAGACUAUGGUUUUCUAUGAAAAGGGCAACUUUAUAUUCGACAAGAAUUCUAAUGUCAUAAAAGUGGUUGAUAGAUUUAGAAAAAUGGAACAAAAAAAUAACCAAAUAAGUGAAAAAAAAAAUACUUUCACUCUAAUUAUUUAGUACAAAGUAUCCUCCCUGCUGUCCAAUGGUGGUAGUAACUUGAACAUAAUAACUAUUAUAGCUUUUUGUAAUAAUUGAUAUGUUCAAACAAUAAAUUAUUAUUCUUAAAAUGAAGAAAUUUCAUGUUAUUUUUUUUUAUUGAGGAUACGUAAUUAUAUUUUGGUCAAAUUAAAUGUCAAAUAAAUUUUAUUUAUUAAUCUUUUGUUAUUUAUUUACUGAAUUUUGCACAUAUCAUAUUUAUUUAUACUACAAACUUAUUUAUUUAAAUGAAAUUUAUUAAAAGAUUGAUUUUUUAUUUAUUAUUAUUAUUUUUAUGAAAUCCUUUGUGGGUUAUUUUUUUACUAUAAUCAUUCAAAAUAUAAUGCUUUUAGUUAUCAUGUACCUAAAUCUGAAAAAAAAUAAAAGUCCAUACAAUACCAUCAUCACAACUAAAGUUUUGCCAAUCUCAAUGAAAACUUAGUUCCUUUUAACUAAUGAAAUUUAAAAUGAAGUCACAAUAUUGAAUUAUACU